Cavenderia fasciculata is the source of this 1191-nucleotide messenger RNA. RefSeq lists its product as uncharacterized. The transcript has a single exon. The record is from RefSeq and is a predicted model, not a curated record. Lineage: Eukaryota; Evosea; Eumycetozoa; Acytosteliales; Cavenderiaceae. Bases 1 to 1191 code for a protein of 396 amino acids.
AUGAGUGAUUUUCCGAAAUACAUCGUUCAAUACACUCAUCAAAAGAAACAGAAAGCAAAGCGAUGGUCUGACGGAUAUGUGCUACUCAAGGCCAACAAAGUAGUGCUCUAUGAAGACGACAGUAACAAGGUUAUCGACUCCAAGUUUCUCUCCUUCUCCGCACUGCAAGUCGAUCAAGAGUUGGAGACUGAUGGUUUUCUCAUUCGUGUAAUAGAAUUGGCUUCUUCUACUUCUUCAAAUCAACAACCAAAUACAACUACAACCAAUACACAUAUACCUUUAUCGACGUCGUCAUCGUCGUCAUCAUCAUCAGGUACCAUUGGUCAAGCAAAGACAGUAGUGAAAAAGACUAAAUUUGCUGUACCUGUUAGUAGUAGCAAUCCUAUUGCUAAAUCAAACAACAUGGCUGCUAAAAGGGAAAGAGUAGUCAAUUAUGGUAGUUCAUUUGAUGAUGUGUCUCAUAGAAAUGGUACCGAUUCAAAUGUUGGUGCAUCAUCAUCAACGACACCAAAUGGAAACUUAUCAUCAUCAUCAUCAUCAUCAUCGAAAUAUAACUAUAAUACAAGUGGUAACAAUAACAACAACAUCAAUAAUAACCAAGAUGACGAUGUUGCAAUAUUUGUUCAACCACAAAUAAAAAGGGGUGUUGGUUUAAUAGGGCAGAGUGUAAAGCCUGUUGCUGCCAAUGCUCCUGCUCCUGCUCCUGCCCCUGCUCCUGUUCAUCCUCCUCAACAACAACAACAACAAAAGGUUAAUAGACAUAAUCAUUCUUUUCAAGAUGAUGUGCACCAAGAGGAAGGGCAUGAAAUUGUGCUAGAAGAUGAAGAAUACCUAUUUUUAAAACAACAACAAGAGAGAAUUCAACAACAAAUGCAAGCUAGACAACAAAUGUUGGAAGAAGAGAAAAAAAGGAAACAAAUGCAAGAAGAUCAAUCAAGAAAACAAGAGCAACUCCAACGAGAAAAACAAGCUCCAACAACAGCAAAUCCAACGAGAAAAGGAACAACUCCAACAACAACAACAACAACAAGAGCAACUCCAACGAGAAAAACAACAACAACUUCAACGAGAAAAGCAACUCCAACAACAACAGCUUCAACGAGAAAAGCAACUCCAACAACAAGAGCAAACCCAACGAGAAAAACAACAACACCAACAAUUGGUAGAGCAACAAGAACAAGAAGAAAAUAA